AUGGCCCUAUUAUUCUACACGCCCACACCAACACCCUCGCUGCCAUUAUUAUUUCUGCCUGCCCCCCUCCCUCCUCUCUCACUCUCUUUAUCUAUUUCCAUCCGCAUUUGCAUCGCUCGCCUUUCGCAUUGCAGCCUCUCAAAACAGCCAAACCGAACCCCAAAAGCUCGCCGAGAAACGCAGAAAGGAGCGAAGCAAACCAAGCAGCAGCAGCAGCGGAAGAAGAAGAAGAAGCGAGGAGCUGAGCCAGCUAGCAAUGGCGGCGGACCUGGGCUUCGAGGCGACCGAGCUCCGGCUCGGCCUGCCCGGCGGCGGCGAGGGGGAGGCGAGGAGCUCCUCCGGCAAGAGGGGCUUCGCCGAGACCAUCGACCUGAAGCUCAAGCUGGAGCCGGCCGGCGAGGAGGCGCCGGCCGAGGAGGAUCGGGCCGACGUGGCCGUGGUCGCCGCCGCGGCGGCAGAGAACCAGGAGGAGACGGCGACCGACGCCGGCGGAGGGAAGAUGAAGAGGUCGCCGAGCCAGAGCAGCGUCGUCACCACCGCCGCGCUGCCCGACCCCGCCGAGAAGCCGCGCGCUCCCAAGGCGCAGGUGGUGGGGUGGCCUCCGGUCCGGUCGUUCCGGAAGAACAUCCUGGCGGAGAAGUCCUGCGCAAGGUGGACCUCAACAUGUACAAGACCUACCAGGACCUCUCCAAGGCCCUCGAGAAGAUGUUCAGCUCCUUCACCAUCGGAAACUGUGGAACUCCAGGGAUGAACGGCAUGAACGAGAGCAAGCUGAUGGAUCUUCUCAACGGAUCCGAGUAUGUUCCGACGUACGAGGACAAGGACGGCGACUGGAUGCUCGUCGGCGACGUCCCAUGGGAGAUGUUCGUCGAGUCAUGCAAGCGCCUUCGGAUAAUGAAGGGAUCAGAAGCUAUUGGCCUUGCACCAAGGGCGAUGGAGAAAUGCAAGAACAGGAGCUGA
This is a messenger RNA of Triticum turgidum subsp. durum (durum wheat), 960 nucleotides long. The record is from the annotation of a GenBank genome assembly. NCBI's taxonomy places the organism in Eukaryota, Viridiplantae, Streptophyta, Magnoliopsida, Poales, Poaceae.